CUAAAACAAAAAUUAACCAUAAUGUGAUUAAACAUUAACUCAACACAAACUCAAUUUUGCCAAUUAAUUCAGCUGUUGAUAUUAUUACUGCCAGAAAAUUAGCAAGAAUUAAGUGAAUAGAGAGGACUGUUUUGAGGUAUACAAAUUGUGCAAGGAAAAUAUGACAAAAAUGUCUACUGAAUCAGGAAAAGAUGUUGGACAGACCUGCAAUGCUGCUUGCAAUAUAUGCCUAGAGGAGUUCAAUAAUACAAAGGUGCUACCAUGUCUCCAUACAUUCUGCCUAGGGUGUAUAACGGAGCAUGCCACAAAAACAACACAAGAUGGCAACUUUAACUGCCCAGUUUGUCGCAUUCCAACAAUUCUUCCACAAGGGGGAGCUGUUAAAUUCAACGACAACACCCUGGUGACAACCAUAGAGGAAAACAUCCCCACUAAUCAGGAAUCGGUGAACAUUUGUCACGUUUGUGAUAAUGGGCUCACAUUGACUGCGAAGUGCAUUGAAUGUUGUGAUUUCUUAUGCGAGUCAUGUGCGGCAGUGCACUGCAUGACCAAAUUCACUAAGAGUCAUCAUGUGGUCAUCUUAAACACUGACAAGCCCAUCCAUACAGCAUCAGAUGCUAAGAAUGACGAUGUGUGCAGCAAACAUGGUGAGAAGAUCCAAGAGUUCUGCGUGACAUGCCAGGAUGUUGCGUGUAAGAGUUGUGUGGUUGCGGAUCACAAGAACCACGAUCUAUCUACUACAGAUGACGCCUACAAGGUCUGCUCAACCUCCAUGAUGAACGCAAUGGUGAAGCUUAACAAUAAAAUCAAGCAUCACGACACAAUCGUAACCAAUAUGGAUACAACCCUCCACGAUAUCCCAAGUGAGAAAAACGCUAUGGCUAAUUUCAUUGUGAACAAAGCUGAUAAAGCACACAAGAUUAUUGACAGAUGUAUGACUGAGAUAGUUGACACUCUCACGGAGCAGUAUAUCGCAAAACGCAAAGAAGUCGAAAAUGUGAAAUAUGAUGCUGAAUCUGACCUGUCGAGAAUGCUGAGUAUCAGUGACUAUGUAAAAACAACAAUGGCUAAUGGUAACAAGCUUUCUAUGCUUUCAUCACACAAGAAUCUCCUUGAUGAAAUUGAGACUCUGAUCAGCAAUUCUGUGAUACCCGGACCCGAUAUUCCCGAAAACAUAUCCAUCGAUGAUAAAAUCGCAGCGAUCGUGCUGAAGGCAUUCACUGGACUGACAUUGUCUGAACUUGCCUUGACUGCUCCAGCUGAAACUAAAGAAACUGCAUCACAGGUAGACACAACAGAAAUCAUCGAUGACACCCAGAGCAAGGCUACACAGACAAAUGGGAUUCUGAAUAUAAAGUGCCCAGUAUCUAACUCAGACGCCGUCCCCAGGGACCAAACCACCUCUGGAAAAUCUAUUCCUGUUAUUGGGAGAUCUAGAUUUAGCUCUGUCGGGAGUCCUGCACUGCAACACUCAACAGUAUCCAAGUCCCAGGAUCUAACCACAGUCACACUUGGCACAUUUCCCCUUGGGGCAAUUACAUCUGUGAUGUCACAAUCAAAUGGUGUGAUGUCAUAUAAUGGAUUUGGUGCAAUCACAACAACAAGUCAGCGUGACCUCAACUCCCCUUUAUCUGCAAAACCCCAUGGUCACCCAAAUGGUUUCGUAGACCGUCUGACUGCAUCAUUCACAAAAGCUACCACUAGUUAUGUACAGCCACUAUCUACUUCAACCAUAGAGGCCCCUUCUCAACACAAUGACAUAUCAGAAGGACUCCUCAGUCUCCAUACAAAACUCACCAAUGGAAACCACGAGUUGAGCUGUAAAUAUAAUGACUCACCUGUUGAGAAUUUCAACAUAUCAAUGAUUGGACGUCCAUCCGAGCCAAUAAACCAGAAGGCCUCAGCAAGGGUCUCACCCAUAGGAACCCCACCAGACAACACCCCCAUUCCAAAUACUUUAAUGUCGACAUCUUAUAUGAAUGCAAAUGCAACACAAAGAAAUACCUCCCCACUUGAUAACUAUCAGAAUGGACUCUCUAAUAUGGAAAAUACCAAUCUUCACAUUUUUGGUCACCCCUUCGGGAGCCAUAAUGGCCAAAGUAAUAGGUCAUCCCCAAUCGACGUCAUAGGACAGCCAAUAGGAAGCCACAGCAAUCUGACAUCACCGGCAGUUACUCCAAUCAGUGACAUGACAGACAAUGUCUUCGCUCAAGACUUCCUCGCUAAAACUGCAAAGAAGAAACUUGUGGCUGAGUUCAACUCUCGUAUUUCAAGUGACCGUGCAGACAGCUUUCCUACUGGGGUUGCAAUAACCCCCGAUAACAACAUCGCAAUAAUCGACCAAGAAAAUAAGAAAGUGAAAAUCUUUACACCUUCAGGUCAAAUCAAGUACGUUUACAAUGGGAAUGCCCCAGGUAUGUUCCCACUCCAGAAUCCAUGCGACAUUGGAGUUUUCUCAAGUGGAAAUCUGGUAGUCUCUGACAGCGGUGCCGAGUCGAUAUUAAUCUUGAGUAAGGAUGCAGGUCGUGUGCUCCAUUCUAUGCAUAUCAAAGGUUGCACUGGUGUAGCCGUAUCCGAUGACGACAAAGUAUUUGUUACAACACGUAACCCUAACAACAUCCUUGUAUUCAAGGAUGGAGUCCUCCAUCAGAAGAUUCAUUCUGACGCAGCUGGAAUCCCUUACUUCAACUCCCCUCACUAUAUAACAGCCAGGAACAAGAAAGUCUAUGCUUCCGACUUCUUCACCAAUGCCCUUAUGGGGUUCAAUUUAUCAAACAGCCUGCCUGUGGUACAUUAUGGGAGCACACAAGAAGGUGUCCCUGCCAGUUGUAUUUUACAAUACCCAUGCGGUGUACACAUCGACCAAGAAGAAAAUGUCCACAUCGUUGACAAGAGCAACCACCGUGUCCAUAAAAUCUCCAAAACUGGAGAGUUCCUGGGACACACUCUUACAAGUAAUGAUGGUAUCUACUGGCCAAGAGGCAUUGCUCUGAUGUCUAAUGGUAACACUGUCAUCACAGAAGACUUUGGACAAAUUAAAAUAUUUGAUUGUUAA
Molecule: messenger RNA, 3055 nt
Organism: Owenia fusiformis
Lineage: Eukaryota; Metazoa; Annelida; Polychaeta; Sabellida; Oweniidae
Source: the annotation of a GenBank genome assembly